UACAGAGUGUACUUCAGUCUCAGUUCAGUGACUGUGCUCUUCGUCUGUUCCCUUCCAGAACUUGCGGUGAGGUCGACUCUGGGUCAAGAGGCUGGUCAGUACCGUGGAAAUAGAAGCAGGACACUGGGGGGAGCUGUUGCCUCCUACCGGGUCUGCCUGUGAGACGACGGUGCUGUUGGUGGGGACGUGUCAGGGUCAUAAAGUGUGAGUGAUGUCAUCAGGUGAGGCUCCAGGUGUGUUAAGCUUCCAGCCUGUCUGUGGGACUCCACUGGAAGGAAGCCCAUUACUUCAGCUCUGAACCACCGAAGACUGGAACAAACUUGGUUCUUCAGUCUGACCGGCACUCUGGACCUGCUCUCUUCUGUAGGUUCUGGUUCUGGAACCAGUCAACGAGCUGGUUCCACGUGAAAAUCUGAUCAUUUACCUCCACCAGCAGAAACAACAUGGAGUCCAGAGAGGAGGACGACGCACCCAGCAGGUCUCUGCUGGAGGACGAGCACAGGAGCCCAUGGACCACACGUAGUACUAGUACUACAGAUACCACAUCUAGUACUAGUACUACAGAUACCACACUUAGUACUAGUGCUACAAAUACCACACCUAGUACUAUUACUACAGUUACCACAUGUAGUACUAGUACUACAGAUAUCAUACGUAGUACUAGUACUACGGAUACCACACCUAUUACUAUUACUACAGUUACCACAUGUAGUACUAGUACUACAGAUACCACAGGUAGUACUAGUACUACCGAUAUCAUACGUAGUACUAGUACUACGGAUCCUGCAUGUACUGAGGCUGAUACUACAGAUGCUUUUGCUGCAGCUUCAACAGGAGCAGCGGAGGGCGGGUCGCAGCACAAACCCUGGACAGCACCCAGAGACAGGCCGGGGGAGGAAGCUGCUGCAGGUCUGGUCAGGACUGGAGGGACGAUGGCUCCAGUUCCCCCCAGCAGCUUGGCCUUGACACAGCCGACAAAGAAGAAAGUGCUGCUCGCUCCAGCUCUCAGCCUGUCGCUGGGUCGCAGCGAGUCCACCGUCUCUGAGGACUUCCCCCCCGCCUUCCUCUCCCCUUCACCUGAGGAGGAUGAAGAUGCGGGACUCGACUUCGACUUGGACGCCAUGGAGACGCCGUCCGACAGCGAAUCGCUGCCUUUCCCUGUGUACGAUCUGGAAGAAGAACUGCGGCGUCUCGGUGUCGCGCCCCACCGACGCAGACCGCUCGUCACCAGUUCCAGUUCUCUGGCACCUUCUACAGCUACAACAGACUUGGAGAGGGAGGACAUUGUGGACAGCCAGGGCACCAGGUGGCGCUGUUUCUCCACAGGAGACCCCCCCCAGGAGAGCCGGGUCAACAUGAGCGUGUUGGAGCCGUUCCUCAGGGUUUUGUCCCACGGAGGUUACUAUGGAGAUGGUAUGAAUGACAUCAUUGUGUUUUCGUCCUGUUACCUGCCACAGAACAGUCUUCAUAAUUACCAGUAUGUGAUGGAUCACCUGUUCAGGUAUGUGGUCGGGACUCUGGAGCUGAUGGUUGCAGAAAACUAUGUGAUGGUGUAUCUUUGUGCUGGAGGACAGAAGGACAGAGUCCCAGGAAUCGGCUGGCUCAGAGAGUGUUACACCACCAUCGACAGGAGACUGAGGAAGAACCUGAAAGGCUUUUACGUGGUUCAUCCCACCUGGUACAUCAAAGCCCUCAUCACCAUCAUCAAGCCCUUCAUCAGCUCGAAGUUCAGCAGGAAGCUUCAGUUUGUCGACAGCCUCCAGGAUCUUUCUCACUUAGUCCCCACUGAGCAUGUGCAGAUACCAGAUUGUGUCAGACAGUACGAGCAGCAGCUGAUCAGGUAGAACACAAAGAUCCAGCAGUCAGGACGGAUGGACUGAACCUGUUUGCUGAUAGUUAACAUGCCUGAGUGUAAUGUGAUUCAUUUACACCAUUUUAAUCCUGAACUAACAGCAUUUUAAGUAUUUCAUCAUUUUGUGAGUAAAUUUAAUCAUCCUGAAGAUGUUUUAUUACUCGAAUAACAGAAUCAGAAUUUAGAAUCAGUUUUUACACAUGAUGGAUUAUUAUUAUUAUUCUUAUGGAUCAAAUCACCCAUUGUUUUUAAACAAUAAAAUAACCAUUAAAACAUGA
Messenger RNA from Betta splendens (Siamese fighting fish), 2130 nucleotides. RefSeq names its product BCL2/adenovirus E1B 19 kDa protein-interacting protein 2-like. Gene Ontology annotation, biological process: apoptotic process. NCBI's taxonomy places the organism in Eukaryota, Metazoa, Chordata, Actinopteri, Anabantiformes, Osphronemidae. Gene Ontology annotation, cellular component: cytoplasm. Bases 444 to 1844 code for a protein of 466 amino acids. The record is from RefSeq and is a predicted model, not a curated record. The transcript has 10 exons.